Molecule: messenger RNA, 2346 nt
Organism: Elephantulus edwardii (Cape elephant shrew)
Lineage: Eukaryota; Metazoa; Chordata; Mammalia; Macroscelidea; Macroscelididae
Gene: ARHGAP17
Product: Rho GTPase activating protein 17
Exons: 18
Coding region: 67-2346 (759 amino acids)
Biological process (GO): regulation of actin cytoskeleton organization; regulation of Rac protein signal transduction; signal transduction
Cellular component (GO): cytoplasm; intracellular anatomical structure; cytosol
Molecular function (GO): GTPase activator activity; protein binding
Source: RefSeq, a predicted model, not a curated record
GAGAAAACAGAGGUGCUCAAUGAAGAUCUGUUACAGAUUGAGCGGCGUCUGGAUACAGUGCGGUCAAUGUGCCACCAUUCCCACAAACGCCUGAUGGGCUGCUUCCAGGGCCAGCAUGGCACGGAUGCUGAAAGGAGACAUAAAAAACUCCCUCUGACAGCUCUCGCUCAGAAUAUGCAGGAAGCAUCAACUCAGCUGGAAGAUUCUCUCUUGGGGAAAAUGCUGGAGACGUGCGGGGACGCUGAGAAUCAGCUAGCUCUAGAGCUCUCUCAGCAUGAAGUCUUUGUUGAGAAAGAGAUUGUGGACCCUCUUUAUAGCAUAGCUGAGGUGGAGAUUCCCAACAUCCAGAAACAGAGGAAACAGCUUGCUAAAUUGGUGUUGGAUUGGGAUUCAGUCAGAGCCAGGUGGAACCAAGCUCACAAAUCUUCAGGAACCAACUUUCAGGGGCUUCCAUCAAAAAUAGAUACCCUGAAGGAAGAGAUGGAUGAAGCUGGAAAUAAAGUAGAACAGUGCAAGGAUCAACUCGCAGCAGAUAUGUACAACUUUAUGGCCAAAGAAGGGGAGUAUGGCAAGUUCUUUGUGACGUUAUUAGAAGCCCAAGCAGAUUACCAUAGAAAAGCAUUAGCAGUCUUAGAAAAGGCCCUUCCCGAAAUGCGAGCCCAUCAAGAUAAGUGGGCGGAGAAGCCAGCCUUUGGGACUCCAUUGGAAGAACACUUGAAGCGAAGUGGACGUGAAAUCGCCGUCCCCAUUGAAGCUUGUGUCAUGCUGCUCCUGGAGACCGGCAUGAAGGAGGAGGGCCUUUUCCGCAUUGGCGCUGGGGCCUCCAAGUUAAAGAAGCUGAAGGCUGCCUUAGACUGUUCUACUUCUCACCUGGAUGAGUUCUAUUCCGAUCCCCAUGCUGUGGCAGGUGCUUUAAAGUCCUAUUUACGAGAAUUGCCUGAACCCUUGAUGACUUUUAAUUUGUAUGAAGAGUGGACCCAAGUUGCAAGUGUUCAGGAUCAAGAUAAAAAACUUCAAGAUUUGUGGAGAACGUGCCAGAAGUUGCCACCACCAAAUUUUGUUAACUUUAGGUAUUUAAUCAAGUUCCUUGCAAAGCUUGCUCAGACCAGCGACGUAAAUAAAAUGACUCCCAGCAACAUUGCAAUCGUAUUAGGCCCUAACUUGUUAUGGGCCAAAAAUGAAGGAACGCUCGCUGAAAUGGCAGCAGCCACAUCUGUUCACGUGGUUGCCGUGAUUGAGCCCAUUAUUCAGCACGCUGACUGGUUCUUCCCGGAAGAGAUUGAAUUUAAUGUAUCAGAAACAUUCGCACCUCUUGCCAUCCCAAAUUCCAAUCACUCAUCAUCCCACACUGGAAAUGACUCUGACUCUGGGACCCUGGAGAGGAAGCGGCCUGCCAGCAUGGCGGUGAUGGAAGGGGACUUGGUUAAGAAGGAGAGUCUUCCAGUACCCAAGGACUCUGUGUCUGCAGCUACGCCAGUGCCAGGGAGGAACAGCAGUCAGACAAGCAUUGGCCCAAACCAGGCUGUAGGGGCUGCUGGCUCGCAUCAGCUUUCAGCUGGCCCCGCCCACAAUUCCGCUGGUCCCAGUCCUCACACUCUGCGCAGAGCUGUUAAAAAACCUGCUCCAGCACCCCCAAAACCAGGAAACCCACCUCCUGGCCAUCCUGGGGGCCAGAGUUCUCCAGGAACGUCUCAGCACCCACCCAGUCUCUCACCAAAGCCAACCACCAGGAGCCCCUCUCCCCCCACUCAGCACACAGGCCAGCCCUCAGCCACCCCCCAGCUCUCCGCUCCCCGGAGGUACUCCAGCAGCCUGUCUCCAAUCCAAGCCCCCAACCACCCCCCACCCCAGCCCCCAACCCAGGCCACGCCUCUGAUGCACACCAAACCAAAUAGCCAGGGCUCUCCCAACUCCGUGGCGCUGCCCAGUGAGCAUGGACUCGAGCAACCAUCUCACACACCUCCCCAGACUCCGACCCCCCCCAGUACCCCACCUCUAGGAAAACAGAAUUCUGGCCUGCCAGCUUCUCAAGGCCAGGCAUCGGGUAACCCCGAGACUAUGCAUCAACAUGUGGGAACCCUACCAAGACCAAGACCAGUUCCAAAGCCGAGGAACCGACCCAGCGUGCCUCCACCACCUCACCCCCCUGGUGCCCACUCAGCUGGGGACAGCAGCCUCACCAACACUGUGCCCACAGCCUCCAAAAUAGUAACGGACACCAAUUCUAGGGCUUCAGAACAUCUUCGCGGCAUCUUUCCCGAACUGAACUCAGAUUUGGCCAGCAAAGACCUGCCUGGCCGCAUCCUGCUGGACAUGGACAAUGAUACAGAGAGCACUGCCCUGUGA